Meleagris gallopavo (turkey) is the source of this 4111-nucleotide messenger RNA. The record is from RefSeq and is a predicted model, not a curated record. NCBI's taxonomy places the organism in Eukaryota, Metazoa, Chordata, Aves, Galliformes, Phasianidae.
GCAGCUGCCCGUCGUUUCGCUGCCCCGAACCGAAAGGGUUGGAGUGGCUCGGUUUGGAGUUGUGGUGGUUGUUGUUCUCGCUAUGCUUGGCAGAGCACCGUAAGGAUGCUCUGCAGUAGAGUAGAUCUGCCCCAGUAGAUCUUUCUGGGGCUUUGGACCCGAGUUGCGCAGAGGUGAAAUAACGACCGCCUUAUAAGCUACUCUAUGCCUCACUGUUUGAUAACGCCAAUAGUGCUCUCUGUGCUGAAGUGCUAAAAUCAGCACAGCACGACCUGUGGCAGCGCACCGUGUGAGCAUCCUUCCUUAGCAAGGUCUUCAGAACACACAUCUUGCGUUUGAACGGUAGGAAAUUCAGAGCUUGCUCUCGGAAAAGCAGUGUGUGUAUAGAUGCUCUCAGGUACAACAUUGAGGCCAAUUUGUAUGAACUCAUUAAUAGAAGGAUUUUUGUUAUUUUUAAUGAUGCAUAAGUUGACAAAAUGAGGAGUAAGGCUGCUCCUGAAGAAGGACUGGUUCCACAGAGAGUGGUAAUGACUUCAAAGCCUUCUCAGUUACCUGGUUUUGGAGUGCACACUCUGCUUUGCACUUACUAGGUGGUGUGAGUCCUGCUGGAAGUGGCUCAGAGCACUGUGACAAGAGCUGGCGUAUAGAUCAUGUAGCAAAUGAAAACUAUUCUUCAUGGUCAAGACACCACAGUUCUGGGGGAGCCCCAUGCAUAUUCUGGGUGUUUGUUCCCCAGUCUCUUAGCUGCCAGGUACUUCAGAAAAAUAUACAGACUUUACAAAUAGAAGUUGCUCCUCUGUAAUAUACAAAACAUAUGCAUGACCAAAUAUAAUUCUUGUCCAAAUUAAAUGUCUUUUGAAUACAGCCAGACGUAGGAAUCUGACCUUCAAAGAUGGAAGAUUUUUAUGAUGAUAUCAGUUCUGCAAUCAAAACUGAGAUUUAAUGAUUACUGCAGCUAUCGGUCCUGCUAGCUUACAUCAUACCUACUGUUACCACUUGGUUCUGUUAACACAUUUCCACUUAUGUGCCUUGAGUGAGCAUGCUGUUGGAACUUCAACUUCAUGCAGUUUAUUAUAUUGCUACAUAGUGCUUAUUAAUGCAAUACCAUUGUUCUUCUCUAGAUUCAGCAAAAGCGUGUCAAAAUUAUUCCAUUUACAUUAAUAUAUUGUUUGUGAGUUUUGGUAUUUUAGGCCCCAAAUCUAUGCAGAUAUGUAACUACUUUUUUCACAGUGUUGACUGACAUUGAUUCAUAAUCUAAUCAACCUUCAGAGUUACAUCCUCUAGAGUAGUACCACUUGGUCAUCACUAGGAGUUAAAGUACAGCUAAUUACAAAUUUCUGCAUUUGCAGGAAGAGGAACGCCCCAUACAAUACUUAGUGACAGCUACUAUAAGAGCUCUAAAGAUUUUGUGAAAGCUGAGCUGUCUGUCAAAUACAGAAAUGGUUUACAGUGACUGAUAUUUAAUGUUUUAGAUAGGUGAAAUGAGAUGUAUCACCCUGACUCCAUGUGUUAACACUUCAGUAAGAACAGAACUGAUGCAGUCCAUUUUUUUUCCAAGCAUGAUGCUGCAUUUUCUUUCCAUCUGAAGCUUCAAAAUACCUGCAAAUGUCUAUACUAAUAAAACCUGUAAAAGUUGUAAGCUUCAUCCUGAACUCAAGUGGUGGGGAAAAUGAUGAUGACUCAGACCAGAACUGGAAACCACCAGAAAAUGACCUGAUCCAGAAGUUGAUAGCACAGAUUGAAUAUUAUUUCUCAGAUGAGAAUCUUGAGAAAGAUGCCUUCCUUCUAAAACACGUGAGAAGAAAUAAGAUGGGCUAUGUCAGUGUUAAACUCCUCACUUCUUUUAAGAAAGUGAAACACCUUACCCGUGACUGGAGAACCACGGCCCAUGCAUUGAAGUACUCAGACAUGCUUGAGCUCAACGAUGAUAACAGAAAGGUUAGAAGAAAUACACCAGUUCCAGUGUUUCCAAGUGAAAAUCUCCCUACCAGGAUGUUACUCGUGUAUGAUAUCCACAUGAUUUCUGAACUGCAGGGUCUUAAACAAGAAAAUGGGUGUAUACAAGAAAAAGUAAUGGAGUAUCUCCUCAAAGCUUUUGUAACUUUUGGUGCAAUUUCAUCAGUUCGUAUUCUCAAACCUGGUAGGGAUCUGCCACCUGACAUCAGGAGGUUCAGCAGUCGGUAUACACAAAUGGGAACACAAGAAUGUGCAAUUAUAGAAUUUGAAGAAGUAGAUGCUGCUGUACAGGCUCAUGAAUUCAUGUGUGCUGAAAAGAAAGAGAUUGGCAUGAAAGUUGUCCUAAUUGGCAUGAAACCUCCAAAGAAAAAGGUUCCUAAAGACAAGAACCGUGAUGAAGAUAGCAAGAGUCUUAAAAAGGUUAGAUCCCUUAAUAAGAGAGUUGAGGAACUUCAGUUUACUGGUGAUGAAUCAUCAGCAAAUAGCUCUUCUGAGCCAGAGAGUAAUCCUACAUCACCACUGUCAGGACGCAGAAGUACUGCAACAAGUACUACAAGUAAGUUGAGUCCCAUCAUUCACCCAAACAACCAUCUGAGUCCUAACGUAUCACCCAGAUCAAGUCCUUGGAACAGUCCAUCCUCUCUAAGAAAAGUGACCAAAAAAUCUCCACUGGCUGAAGAUGGCAAACUUAACCCAAGUACUAGUCCUGAAAUUCCAAGAAAAUGUAUAGAUUAUUCUUCAGAUAGCAGUAUUACACCUUCUGGUAGUCCCUGGGUACAGAGAAGAAAAGCUCAAACUAUAACACAAGAGAAGAGUCCGGUCAGUAGCCCCAUGUUAGCUCGGAAAAUACAAAAUGCAGAUGGUCUACCUGUAGGGGUGCUGCGGCUGCCUAGAGGUCCUGAUGGCACUAAAGGAUUCCACAGUGGCUGUGAAAGAAGGAAAGCUAUGAAGAAUGAAUAUAUCCAUCUUUAAAAAAUAAUUUCACAAGUCAGUCAAGUUCUUUUGUUCAAGCCUGGUGAAAGACUCUUGCUUAAGUGACUGAGUUGAGUCAGUAUUUAAUUUUUAAACAUUUUAUAUUCAUAUGGAGACUUUAUCAUUUGUAUAUUUGUAUUUUCACUUUGUAGAAUCACAGAAUAGUUAAGAUUGGAAGGCAUCGCUGGAGUUGUCCAGUGCACCUCUUCUGUUCAAACAGGGUCAGCUGCAUCAGGUCACUGAGCACCAUGGUUGGGUUCUGAGUAUCUGCAAGCUCUCUGGGUAACCCAUUCCAGUGUUCAAACACCCACACAAUAAAAUAAAAAUUGUUUCCUUAUGUUCAGAUAGAAUUUCCUGUGUUCAGUCCGUGCCCCUUUUCUUUUUACUAGAUAACACUGAGGAGAGUCUGGCUACAUCUUCAUUCCUUCCCCUUGGAUACUUAAAUGCAUUGAUGAGAUCUCCCUGAGCCUUUUCCAGUCUAAACAGCUUCAUCUCUCUCAUCCUCUCAUAUGAGAGAUGCUCCAGUACUUUAACCAUUUAUGCACUUACCUUCUGCAGUUCUCUUAUCUGCAUUUUUUCUGUGUUCGCUUGAAAUGCCUAAAUAUUGAAGCAGGCAAGUAAGAUCAUUAACACAAUUACAUUAUUUGCAAACCUGAAAAGCAGUGUGUCAGUGUUCACUGUUCAGCAGUUGUAUUUCAAUAAGCUUGGUAUGAAUUCCUCCUAAAUCCUAACAAACACAAGUUUUGAAGACCUUCUGGGUUUGUCUCUAACUCUGAGAAAUGUGCUACGGUCAGCAGCUGCUCUCUGCUUACACAUACCUCCCAAGUCACUUGUUUAAUAGGACCAAAGUGCUUGUUUUCUUGUGAUGUGAAGACUGAGCAUUGAAGACUGUUUUAUAAGUUUUAUCUCAUGUAAUCAGAUGGAAAUAAACUAAAUAUUAACUCAGUCUAAAUCUAUUUCUUUCACUUCAAAAAUAAGAAAUUCUAGGAAUAUUUACUCAGAAUUUACAGUGCAUUCAGUAAAGUGCCCUCUCCCCCCUACUCUCAUUUCAGUAAAUAACUGCAGUAACACACUGCCAGAGACUGAUCUACAGAAAUCCACUAGUUCUGUGUAUCAUUGUUCAGCCACCCAAAUGUAUUUUCCUAAUGUUUUCCUUUGACUUCACAUAAAUGGAAUCCUCCAA